Molecule: messenger RNA, 1320 nt
Organism: Grammomys surdaster
Lineage: Eukaryota; Metazoa; Chordata; Mammalia; Rodentia; Muridae
Product: zinc finger protein 709-like
Exons: 1
Biological process (GO): negative regulation of transcription by RNA polymerase II
Molecular function (GO): DNA-binding transcription repressor activity, RNA polymerase II-specific
Source: RefSeq, a predicted model, not a curated record
GGUAAAGCCUUUGCACAGAACAGUCAUCUUCAGAGUCAUAAAAGAACACAUACUGGAGAGAAGCCUUAUGAAUGUAAACAGUGUGGUAAAUCCUUUGCACAGAACAGUAAUCUUCAGAAUCAUAAAAGAACACAUACUGGAGAGAAGCCCUAUGAAUGUAAAGAGUGUGGUAAAGCCUUUACACGGAUCAGUAGUCUUCAGAGUCAUAAAAGAACACAUACUGGAGAGAAGCCCUAUGAAUGUAAACAGUGUGGUAAAGCCUUUACACAGAACAGUAGUCUUCAGAGUCAUAAAAGAACACAUACUGGAGAGAAGCCCUAUGAAUGUAAACAGUGUGGUAAAGCCUUUACAAAGAACAGUAAUCUUCAGAAUCAUAAAAGAACACAUACUGGAGAGAAGCCCUAUGAAUGUAAACAAUGUGGUAAAGCCUUUGCACAGAACAGUAAUCUUCAGAAUCAUAAAAGAACACAUACUGGAGAGAAGCCCUAUGAAUGUAAACAAUGUGGUAAAGCCUUUGCACAGAACAGUGUUCUUUAUAUUCAUAAAAGAACACAUACUGGAGAGAAUCUCUAUGAAUGUAAACAAUGUGGUAAAGCCUUUGCAUGGAGCAGUCAUCUUCAGAGUCAUAAAAGGACACAUACUGGAGAGAAGCCCUAUGAAUGUAAACAGUGUGGUAAAGCCUUUGCAUGGAGCAGUUAUCUUCAGAGUCAUAAAAGGACACAUACUGGAGAGAAGCCCUAUGAAUGUAAACAAUGUGGUAAAGCCUUUGCACAGAACAGUGUUCUUCAGCAUCAUAAAAGAACACAUACUGGAGAGAAGCCCUAUGAAUGUAAACAAUGUGGUAAAGCCUUUGCACAGAACAGUGUUCUUCAUAUUCAUAAAAGAACACAUACUGGAGAGAAUCCCUAUGAAUGUAAACAGUGUGGUAAAGCCUUUGCAUGGAACAGUCAUCUUCAAAGACAUAAAAGAACACAUACUAGAGAGAUGCCCUAUGAAUGUAAACAGUGUGGUAAAGCCUUUGCACAGAACAGUCAUCUUCAAAGGCAUAAAAGAAAACAUACUAUAGAGAAGCCCUAUGAAUGUAAACAAUGUGGUAAAGCCUUUGCACUGAACAGUGUUCUUCAGAAUCAUAAAAGAACACAUACUGGAGAGAAGCCCUAUGAAUGUAAACAAUGUGGUAAUGCCUUUGCACGGAACAGUCAUCUUCAGAAUCAUAAAAGAACACAUACUGGAGAGAAGCCCUAUGAAUGUAAACAAUGUGGUAAAGCCUUUGCACGGAACAGUCAUCUUCAGAAUCAUAAAAGAACACAUACUGGAGAG